Molecule: messenger RNA, 3565 nt
Organism: Daphnia pulicaria
Lineage: Eukaryota; Metazoa; Arthropoda; Branchiopoda; Diplostraca; Daphniidae
Product: erythroid differentiation-related factor 1-like
Exons: 17
Coding region: 61-3489 (1142 amino acids)
Biological process (GO): positive regulation of DNA-templated transcription
Source: RefSeq, a predicted model, not a curated record
AAACGUGUUGAUUGAGUUCUCCCGCAGUGUCGGGUGUCGUUUUUUUUUUUAGUUGACAUUAUGGAGUCGUGUGAAGAGGACGACGAAAAGGAGAGAGCAUUGCAGAUGAGUAGCCCUGCGAACGAUUUGACGAUUGAUAUUUAUCGCCCACUUCUUAGCAAAGAUUCUGAACAUGAAAACGAAGGAAAGAGAAUCAAAUCAUUUGCUUUUGAUUUGCAUUCAACAGUCAGUAUUCCUCCACGAUUAUCUUUAUUACAGAGCAACACCGACUUGAACACACCACCAGCUAAUUGGUUGCUAAGUCAUCCUAAGAAGAUAGUUGGGCCAGCUGUUUCCAGGAAUCCAAAGUCAACAGAUUUUGCCAGUUUUCACAUGGCUUCAUCUUUUUUAGAUUCUAUGGGUGAAGUUGAUGUUGUCAGCGAUGCAGAAAACAUCAAGAAGCUUCUGAAGAUACCGUACAGCAAAAGUGCUGUCAGUAUGAUGGUUCAUCGUGUUGGAAACACACUGCUGCUUGAUGAAUUUGACAUUCACACUCACCUUCUGAGAGCAGCUGAAAACGAAUGGGGUUGGCUGAAGAAGUUUUAUUUGGAACACAUAUUUGCCUCCUGUCGUGCUAAGCAAAAAGCCUCAGAAAAGAAAUCCAGCCGGCACAGUCGCGAUUACCUGCAGCAACAAAACCUCAUCUCAAAAUUUCUCUAUCACAGUAUAGCCCUUAAUGAGUCUGAAAAUACAGACACCCAAGUUCAGGACAGGAAUCAUCAAGUUCAGCCUGUAAUUGAUCCUCUUGGUGAUCCUGUUCCAGAAGAGAGUCAUGUUCACGAUGAUGCUCUUCCUCAGUUUUCUAAAAAUAUCAUUUGGACAUUUGAAGAUUUGCGGAUGUUAAUUGGUACAGAUAUGCCUAUUUUUGGCGGUGGUACUCACCCGUGUCUUUCGCUUCGCUUAAGAGAUAUGUCGAAGCCAAUUAAUGUGCUAACAGGACUGGACUACUGGCUUGACAACUUGAUGUGCAAUGUUCCUGAAGUUGUGAUGUGCUAUCAUUUGGGUGGUCUGGUCCAAAAAUACGAGCUUAUUAAGACGGACGAUUUACCACGCUUACCGGGCUCACAGUUUAAGCCGGGCAUUAUUAAAGAUGUCGCACAAAACAUUCUCUCUUUCCUAAAAUCUAAAGCCACCAAAGCAGGCCACACUUAUUGGCUGUUUAAAGCAAAAGACGAUGAUAUUGUUAAGCUUUACGAUCUUACUUCGUUGUGCAAUGAUUUGAAUGAAGACAUCAACCAGAAUCCAUUUACGACACCAGUUGCCAUGCUACUUUUCAAAGUGGCGCGAAAUUUGAAAAUGUCCAGCGACUGGAAGCGACACCAAGGCACUGUCUUAGCUCUUCUAAAGAACUGCCUUUCCCUUCUUGAUGCAACCAAAUAUCCACAGGUCGCCACGUCUGCUUUGUACUAUUUAUCUGACGUCUAUUUACCAACAUCACUCAAAGUUCCAGAAGCCGAAGAUACUUCUGAAGAGGUCGAAGAGGAAUGGUCUGACGAAUGGGAGGAACCCUCAACGGAAGAUCACUUCUCUGCAUCUGUCGACGUGGCGGCACUUUCGACUCCGCAACAGGUCCAGGCAGAGGAAGAGAACGUUCGUAGAAAUGCGCGACCCACCGUCGGAGAUAAUUGGGAACAGCGCUGCACUUUUGCACUCCAGCACGCAGUCGAAGCCCUUGAAUUCCUCAGCAACAAGGGGAAAACUACAAAGCCAUCUGAAGAAGAACCCUCUUUGGCCACACCAUUGAAACCCAUUCCGAUGCCAUAUCAGACAUUAUCACAACCUCCUCUCGAUGGUGUCACUGGCUCAUUGAUGUUCAAGGAACCACAGAACGAGUGGAAGCAACAGUAUUGGCGACUAUUGAUGGAGAAAUGCCGUUUGGCUUACGUAACUCUAGCCGAUGAAGCACGAAAAACCAGCCCUUCAAACCCUGAGAAGAGUUUGAGUCACCUUCGAAUGGCCGCGUUGCUCUGGGCUUAUUUGGAGCCUCCUGGUUUACCUUUGCCGGGACCACCUCAAUCAACUUCACCUCAGAAUUUGACUAACUCAACAUCCCUGCAAAGUCAUGCCCUGGGUUUAGCUGGAGAUGUUUAUUUCUCUAUGGUGCAACAUUGGAAUGAAGUAACUUCUCAGCCACAGCCGGUGGAACGGAAUUUGAUUGACGAUCAACUCCUACAGUUGCUCAGAAAUUUGCAACUUGGAAACGUGUUGGACGAGAGUUAUUUCCCAUAUCCAACGUCACUUCACGAAGCAUUGCAGUUUAGCUUGGAGCAAUAUCGUCUGGCCCUUGCCUCCUUCGUCCCACUAGAAUCUGGAGGUGCAUCUGACGUUCUCAGCCUUGCCAAACGCCUGGGGAAUGUUGCCAACGAAAUGGGCGUCUUCUUCAUGAGUAAAGCAUCCGCUGUGAUGGAGGAAGGAGGAGCGGAAUGGAAGCGCAAAUUCGUGGAACUUUUUCAAGUCAGUCAGCAACAUCUUGAAGAGGGCACUUUUGUCUUCCGCAAAAUCAAGGAUAACGUCAAUGUCGCCCUGCUCUCGUGCAAUUUGGCCAAGCUACAUCGACUUCAAGCGCGUGCGCUGGCACCCACCGAGAAAAAAGAAGCUAGUCUAGCCGAGUGGAAAUGCUACUCAAAAGCAUUACAAUGCUACAAACAAGCGUUGGACAUCUUGGAGCGCCGAGAACUGAACACUGGAAUUUGGGACGCUAUUGUUUGGGACUACACAAGCGUUCUCUUCACUCUCGCCUCUUUGUUACAAGACUUUGCACCGCUUAGCAUUAAAUCAAGGGAAGAAGUAGAAGCAGAGAUAAUUCAGCUUUUAGAGAAUUGCAUCACUCUAAGUAAAAGUGAAACUUCAGAAUCGCGUCUUCCGUUACUCCAAUAUCGUGCUGCUACUUGCCACUACCGCUUGGCUUCACUAUACCACGACACUUACCGAAAUGGCGACGGCGAAUCGAUCAUUAAUGGCAGGAAUGUCCGAAUGGUUGCCGAGCAACACUACGCUGAUGCACACACUUUGUUUAACCAAUUAGAACAUUGGGACGAAGUCAUAAGAUUGCAGCUUGAGAAAGCAGGCGUUUACGAGUUCCAGUUGAAACGUUUGACUGGCGUCGUGUCUAAGAUGCGUAUACUUCAAUCCAUCCUGGAUUGCUAUCGUUCGACAAAAGAAGCUUUGUCCGCACUAGCUCAACCUACUAGCGGUGGUGAUGUUCCUAAACUUGAGCCUAAAACUUCUGAAUGUUUGACAUUAAUGUGCUCAAGGAUACAAUCAACAUUACUUCAGCUGACCAAGUUGUCGAAGAGCGUUAAAAAACCCAACUGGGAUGCAGAUAUUUUUCGAAACAUGUAUUCUGUGUCACUCAAGGUUAGUUCUAAACAGCCAAUCAGCCCCGAUUGGCAUGUACAUCUUGCUCGAGUGGUAACCGAAUUAGGCGAGUUUCAGCCCUCUGUUAAUUGAGACAUUUUGAGGUACAAAAAAAUAAUACAUAAACAUUUGCCGCAUUAAAAUUCAUUACGGAGAUGUAUAAAAAAAA